Blastomyces gilchristii SLH14081 is the source of this 2273-nucleotide messenger RNA. Its product is annotated as murein transglycosylase. Gene Ontology annotation, biological process: carbohydrate metabolic process. Bases 946 to 2004 code for a protein of 352 amino acids. The record is from RefSeq and is a predicted model, not a curated record. NCBI's taxonomy places the organism in Eukaryota, Fungi, Ascomycota, Eurotiomycetes, Onygenales, Ajellomycetaceae. Gene Ontology annotation, molecular function: hydrolase activity, hydrolyzing O-glycosyl compounds. The transcript is spliced from 2 exons.
UCUACAUAAAUAUUUCAAGUGCGGAAGAAGAUUCAUAUCAAAGUCCAACAUCCCGCAAAUCUUCGCAGGUAUUAUAAUUAACUAUAUCAGCUGCACACAAUUCCAGACUCCAUCCGAGCAACAUCAGCAUGGCACAGGAUAGAUAUUAUCUACUUAAAUAUCCCGUGGAUGCACCCAGAGUCAGUGCGACGACACUAAAAAUACAAAACACUCGCGAUGUCCACACGGAUUACUUUCCUCUCUGGCAAAGCGAUGAGCAAUGUCACACGGAGUCAACCUUGCCUUAGAUCAUAGCUAGCAUUGCUUUUUCUCUUUUUUUGUCUUUUUCUACUCUUCAGAUCUAUUUCCCCGCAUGCGCUGAGUUCCGACUUGAGUUCUAACUCGCGGGAUGGGAUGGCAACCCAGAAUGCUCCAGUCCAGUCCAGUCGGGUGUUGCUCUUAUUUAUUCCUCUUGAAUCAUGCAUUUUGCAUUUUACAGUGCAGACUGCGGGAGGGGAUACCUUCACACUAUGCAUUCCUGCCAUUGCAUACCUUACUACUAUAUACCACACCUAUAUACAUCCCAGUUAUUGCAGGACGCCGGUCGUUUCUUCCCAGAGCCUACAGCAGGCUAUAGCUCUUAAUAUAAAGUCGGGAAGGAGCCUGUUAGAAUGCUACUAUUGUGUUUAUACGCACCGAGAGACACAUAUCUCGUCUCAGGCAAUCUCCUCUCUUCCUGGUUGAAAUCCUCCAGAUCAUCCAUCCAAGCUUGACAGGUAAAUUCCUGAAUUUCAGAAUUCCUAGACUCCUAGGCAUCAUUGAAAAAGACUGUCUCGUAUACAGGCUAUGUGCGACAAAUUCAAGGUUAUCGUCUCCUUGUCUUCUUGAAGUACUUUUUCACUUAUAUACCUUGACAAUUCCCCUUACCAGCUUCUUUCCAAAAGGACACCACCUCCACAUAUACAUAUGCACUUCCGCCCUGCAAGUGUCGACAAUAUAUACGUAUAUCCAUCCACCAUGCUAAACCUCCUCCUAAUCCCCCUUCUCUGCAUGCCCCUUUCCCUCGUCCUCGCCCUCGCCCUCGCCCGCCCCAACACUCACCAACUCUCCCCGCGCACCAAAACCGGCAACCCCAUCAUAGAAGGCUGGUACGCCGACCCAGAACUACGCAUCUACGAGGGCGCCUACUACCUCUACCCGACCUACUCCGCGGCCUUCGAUAGCCAAACCUUCUUCGACGCCUUCGUCUCCCACGACCUGCUCACCUGGGAACCCACCGGCCGCCUCCUCGACUUUGCUGACGUGCCUUGGACCACCAACCGUGCCGCCUGGGCCCCCACAGUCGGCCACAAGGAUGGCUCUUACUAUCUCUACUACUCUGCCGGCGAAGGGGUCGGCAUCGGGGUUGCCGUUUCUCACUCGCCGGCGGGGCCCUUUACGGAUGUACUGGGCGGGCCGUUGAUUGGGGAGUAUGUAUUUGGCGCCCAGCCUAUUGACGCGAUGGUGUUUAUGGAUUCGGAUGGGAAUGAGGGCGGGAAAGGUGAGGGGAGGAAUUAUUUGUACUGGGGCGGCUGGGGACAUGCGGUUGUGGGGGAGCUGGCGGAUGAUAUGGUGUCGUUUAAGGGGGAUUUUGUAGAAGUGACGCCUGAUAAGGAGUAUGUGGAGGGUCCGUGGAUGCUGAAGAGGAAGGGCGUUUAUUACUUUCUUUAUAGUGUCGGCGGAUGGGGAGACCCUUCCUAUGCCGUUAAAUACGUCAAAGCCGACAACCCAAUGGGCCCAUUCGACGGACCCUCCAAGUUGAUACUCAGCAGCGAUCCAGCCAUUGGCACCAGCACGGGCCAUAAUAGCAUCUUCCAUGUCGACGACGAGUAUUUUAUUGUCUACCAUCGCCGGUCUCCGACUGAUACUGAGCGCGACCAUCGAGUUGUGUGCAUUGAUAAAUUGGAAUUUAAUGACGACGGGGAGAUCGAGGUUGUCAAAAUUACGAACGAGGGGGUCGACGGGAUUAGGUUGGAACGUAACUAGUAGUUAUGAGCCGGGUUUCACCUGAGUGGUUGAGUCGCAAAGUGUGGAAAUAUAGGUUUAGAUAUAUGUAUAGCAGACAUGCGCAUGGCAACGAUUCUUUGGGAGGGAAGGAGAACAUGACCAUCUUAGAAAGGAAGUAUAUUAUUAGGUAUGUGGUCUUAGUUUAGGCAGAAUUAUCCCGUCCAUUUAUGUAACGCCGACAUAAUAUCAUCCAUAUAUAUCUAUAUAUCCCAUCCCAUUCCAUCCAUAAACACCCAGUAAUCCAGAAA